UUUGAUAACCAGCAGAUAUAACCAGUACAGUACACAGUGUAUUGGAGAAAAGCCUACCAAGAUACUCGCUUCCUAGCGUACCCUUCAGAGAGAAAGAGCCGUUCAAAGACUCCAGCCAGCUAUAAAUCACAAGAUCUGCCUUGAUAUUCACUGGCAUUUUCCUCUAAGAGACUAUGGACAAGCAGCUACUCCUCUCAGCCCUCCUACUCUCCUCAUUGGCCUGUGUGUGGGCAGGUGCACCGAGAUGCAACAGUCCAGUUGCUCCUGAUUCAAACCUGCCAGCUGUCCGUAAUGUUAACAUCCUCGACACGUUUUCCUCCUUCACUGAGUACUUCACCAGACGUGAUACUGUAUUUGAUGGACAAGAGUGGAUGUUUCAGGAAGCUGAUUGCCCCUAUAGUGCUGUUGCUUGCACGCAAGCGGCUGGACAAGACAAUUGGAUAGUUACCCAGCGCAUGCAACAAAAUAAUCUCACCUCUAUUCAAGUCCUCAUCGACUUCACAACUAACUGCACCACUGUCUCUCCCUGUGACCCAAGUGCCCUGGGGCUGUAUAUUCUACGAACUGCAGAACCUGUCUUAAACUUAGCGGCUUAUGAUGUUGUUUCGAUGCCCAUCCUAAACAAUGUUUCGAUUGAAAUACCACUGACUGGACUGACUGACGGCAGCUAUGCACUAGGCAUCAGAGACAAUGGUACCUGCGUCACCCUAAAUAGAGUGCAGGUGUACUAUUCCGUAUGUGAAGUACCGUAUUCUACUAUCGAGGAUACUGGACUAGUCUUUGAGGGCAGUGUUACUGUGAGCUGUGUCCCCAACACUGUGUCUGCUAGCGUACCCACUACCUGCUCGGCAGGGGGCGUGUUGAGUCCUUUGACCCCGUGCGAGUGUAUGGCUGGAUUCAGUGGAGCUGACGGCAUGAACUGUGUUGCCUGCACUAUGGGCUCGUACAAGUCCAUGCCUGGCAGUAGUGACUGUCUCACUUGUCCGAUGUUCAGUGAGGCCACCUCCACUGAGAGCAGUAUGUGCAGCUGUGUGGCUGGACACAGUAGAGCCAACCCUAGUGACGUCGCUACUGACUGUGACACGUGUGCUUCAGGCUACUUCAUGAGUGAUGUUGCCGAGACCCUGGGUCAGUGUCUACUGUGUCCAACUGGCAGUACCAGUCCGGGGGGCUCCCAAUCAAGCUGCACCUGUGACGCUGGUCUGGUUACUUCUGCACAACAGACCACCACCACCAUUGAUGUGUGUGGUACAUGUGCCACCAACUAUUACAGACCCUCCUCCGGUGCCUGUGUCAUGUGCCCGGCCAAUAGUGAGAGGAUGGUUGGUAGCGAUGAGGCUAGCUGCAGCUGCACAGGAGGGAGGACCACCACUCCACGAGGGACCACCACCACCAGUGGAGCCGCCUGCAAUAGUUGUGCUCUGUCAUAUUAUAGUAGCGGUGGUGUGGAUUGUUCGAUGUGCCCUAGCAACAGUGAGCAGUCCAGUAGCAACUCAGCCGAGUGCUCAUGCUUGGAUAACCGUGUAACUGCAGAUGGAGGCACCACCACAACUUCUCAAGGAUGCGAUGGUUGUGCGACAACUCAUUAUUUGAAUUCUGGCGACUGUUCGCCAUGUCCUCAGUUCAGUACAGUUAGCGAUGUUUCCACCUGUCAGUGUCGAAAUAACUACGCCUUCGAUGAUGGUACUCUGACGUCUACUAGUGCUGUCUGUGUCGUUAUCCUGGGUUUCACUACCAACUAUCUAGCCAUAGCGGAAGGCACUACCACAGAAAAUAUAGGUGUGUCAGUACGAGCUGGAGGCAGCAUCACCAUGAAUAUAAAUUUCCAGUCUACCCGCCCCUCGAAUGAUUAUCCUUUUGAUGUAGAGAGUAGUAUCAUGUUCAACAAUGCUAAUGAGGCAAUGUCACCCAUAAACAUAGUGGGCAACCAGUUGGCUUUGGACUCCUACCCCUUCAACUACACAUUCAUCAUAGCAACAACCAUGGGUAGCUACAGUGCUGGUGGGGUAAUAGAUGGAAAUGUACAAGUGUACAGUCAACUGGUCGUCACAAUAAUGGAUGAUGACAAUGUGAGGGUUGGGUUCACUCUAUCAAGUGUCCAGUUCAACGAGACCCAGGGAAAGGGCAUGGUGACAGUGUCUAAAAUAGGUGGGACCAGCUCUCCCCUCACACUCAGGAUAACCACUUCUGGUGAAACCAGCGCUAUCAAUGUGUCCACUGUAAUUGAGUUCUCGUCAAGUGCUGAAGAUGCUGUACUUGAUGUUAUGUUCGACAUCCUUGAUGACAAUUCUGGUAGUGUUGCAACACGCUCCACUAUGUUGACAUUGGAGUUUGUGGGACCCUCUGGAUUCGAGGGUAAUGUGCUGUUCGACGGGCCAAACCUGUCUAGUACCAUCACCGUGGACAUAAACAAUGAUGAUCCUACUCCCACCUCCACCCCCGCCGCCUCCCUUGACGAGUCAUUGAUCAUCGGUAUCUGUGUAGGUGCAGCACUUGUGGCAUUACUGAUAUUCAUGAUAGUCAUCGUCAUUGUGUGUAUCUGCCGUCUUCGCUCGAUCAACCGUCAAGGAUUCUAUACCACCCAUGAAGAUCAGACCAAAGAGCCCCCCACGAUGUUACGCUACAGUGCCUCGCUCAGAUCUAUCUCAUCACAAACUGUGGUACCCGUGGAAAACACCCAAGGCACUGUCGCCAAAGAGAAUGAGUUCUAUGUCUAGUACUCGGACAAUUAGGUUGUCUUCCAGUAGCGUCCAUUUUCAACUUACUUAUCUUCUUGUACGGUUCUCUGUACAUAUUUUAUUACCAUUAUCAUGUUAUUUUUUGGAUCGGUCUCAUUCUGUAUAUAUAAUAGUUUGGACUGCACUAGAUCUAGGACUUUCAAUCUUUGUUCAUAUACAUGAAUGUAAGUAAGCUAGUAAUUAUUUUAUUAACCUCAAAUGUUGCUUGUUCUAAUAGGCAUCGCUAUAAUUUUGUACACGUUAUGAUAUGUAUGUCAUUUUGUCCUUAUUAAACACAUUGCUGAAGCAUUACACAUGAUAUUGUUUAAAAAUGAA
Messenger RNA from Halichondria panicea, 3053 nucleotides. RefSeq lists its product as uncharacterized. Gene Ontology annotation, molecular function: protein binding. The coding region runs from base 174 to 2717 and encodes 847 amino acids. Lineage: Eukaryota; Metazoa; Porifera; Demospongiae; Suberitida; Halichondriidae. The record is from RefSeq and is a predicted model, not a curated record. The transcript is spliced from 12 exons.